Molecule: messenger RNA, 10757 nt
Organism: Orcinus orca (killer whale)
Lineage: Eukaryota; Metazoa; Chordata; Mammalia; Artiodactyla; Delphinidae
Gene: P2RY2
Product: purinergic receptor P2Y2
Exons: 4
Coding region: 3233-4363 (376 amino acids)
Biological process (GO): positive regulation of mucus secretion; phospholipase C-activating G protein-coupled receptor signaling pathway; blood vessel diameter maintenance
Cellular component (GO): plasma membrane
Molecular function (GO): G protein-coupled purinergic nucleotide receptor activity; A1 adenosine receptor binding; G protein-coupled UTP receptor activity
Source: RefSeq, a predicted model, not a curated record
UGUGGUCGCCUGCAGAGCCAGGAUUUAUCUUGAGGGUGGUGGUGGCCACCAGAGGGUGUAAGGCAGGCAAUGGCUAAGGGGGGUAAUGGCACCUGUGAAGGAGGGCUUGGAGGUGUCACGUCCCAGCUGAGCAACAAGACCUGAGCCGGGGCCGGGGCUCCACCCCCAGCACAAAUUCUCAGAGUGGGUUUUCUCAGGGGAGAUGAGAGCAGUCAGAGAGGGAAGAUGAGAAGUCUUGAGAGAGCCAAAUGCCUCCUCAGGGUUGGAGAGGCAGGAAGCCUCCUAAUGCCUGGCGAGAAGCACUCCUGGGCUUGCCCUCCCCAUCCUGACCCGCUGCUGCUAAUGGAGCCUUGCUCCCUGCUUCCUCUCGUGGUCCCCCCUCCUCGUGGGGACCAUGACGUGUCUGGGCCUUCGCCACUAGCCCGCCUCGGUCCCCGCCGCGGCGACCUGGCUUGGUUGCAUGCUCUUCCACCCAGCUGUCACAGAGCCUUGUGUGGGGCUUGCUAUGGGACUCGCUGGGCCUCAGUUCCCAGCCGGAUCAUGGUUCAUCAAACUCUUACAAGAAAAUGUAAGUAAAUACAAAGAUAAAAGCAAAGGAGCUCAGGUUGAAGUGGGAUGGGGGCUCCUCAGGCUGCCCUAAGUAGAGGAGACUCAGCUGGGGGAUUUGGAGCCUGCUGGACCGGAUGAUCUCCAAAGCCCAGGGAAAGAUGUCAGGAGACCUAGACUUCCAGCCCCUUAUUAGAGGGGAAUCCCAACCCUUUGAACCAAGGUCACUGGGGAUGAUGGGCAAAACCCUGGAAAAAGGACACCAGAUGGGCCACUGAAAAAAGGAUCAUUAUUGCCAUUUUGCAGAAGAAGAAACUGAGGCUCAGAGAAGUAUCAAAGGAGGUGAGGCAAGAUGGGACUCAAGGCUGUGGUGUUCAAGGGCAAAUCCCUUGCCUCUGUGCCUCAGGCCUAAGUCACCUGUUGUGGUAGCUCAGACCCUGUGUUUCUCAGGGAUGCAGUUUCUUCUGCUGUAAAGUAUGGGACUUGACCAGAGCAGGAGCAGAACCUGGGCUGCCCACCUUCCUGUCGACUGGAGGCUGCGGCAGAGCCCUGGCUCCUCAUAAUGGUAACAAAGGAAUUUUUUCUCUGGACCUAAAUAGCAGUUACAGUAGAGGGCUGAUGGGAGGGGCAAGAAGGGGCGUGGCUGAGGCCUCCAGUGUCCAGGGGGCCUUCCGCACACUGAGACCCCAAGGCCCGGACUCUGUAAGUAGGGGCCACAGAGAUUCCUAGCCCCCUAGAAGCUGCAUGGACCAGCUUGGACAAUAUGUGGAGGAGGCUGGACAAGAGGCCUUUGUGUCUCCCGGGUGAAGGUCCCUGGGGCACUGCCGAGGCGGCUGAGCCACACAGGACUGUGUGUCCAUCCUGCUCCCGCUCCUGGCAAGGCUGCAGCCAGGUCGCAGUCAGCUGAUGUGGAGCCCAGCAGGACUCAAGGUCCCAGGGUCCUGGGCAAGCUCCUUGGCCACAGAAACAGACCUCCUGUGCACUGGUCCAGACACUGACUGUCUAAAGCCAUACAUGGAAGGUCACUGGUUGUUGGGAGGGUGAGUGUAAUUGCCUCUAAUUCACAGAAAAGGAGGCCCUGAAAGGGGCUGGAACUGGGUCAAGGUCUCCCAGAGUCAGUGCUGAAGCUGAGCCAGAACAUGCACUCCUGACGCCUAGACCAGAAUGAGAGAGAGGGGGGCAUUCAUUCAUUCAUCCAUUCAAACAUCCAACAAGUAUUGAACAACUCCUGGGACCUCUGGGACCAGUGAGAAGAAGGCAGACAGACCUGGUCCCUGCUCUCCUGGAGCUCACAGUCCAGGAAAGGGACAGACAUAAGGUCCCUGGCCACAGGAGCCACGGGAGUGGGGUUGAGGGUAGAGAAGGGAGUGAUGUCUGUGUCUGGAGUCGUCUGAGAAGGCAGCUCAAGGGAAGCAGCUGAAGAUGAUGGACCAAGAAAAGCCGAGUGUUCAGGAAAUUUCUAGUGACUCUUUUUGGCUGAGAUUAAGCACAGAGAGCACAGGGGAGGCUCCCCCCACCCUCCUCCCCAGAGGUGGAGAGUCAGAACCCUGAAUGCCCGGAUUUCCUCCUGGAAAUAGAAGGCGAGUGCUCUGAGCAAGGUGCCUGGGAAGAGUGGACACAGGUUCGGGGAAGGUCUCGCGGUGGGCAGCGACAGGGGCCACAAGAAUGCCAAACUUUGCAAAACUUUAGCGUCUCUGAAAACCACUCAUCAUCCCGUAUGAGGAAGCCCAGAGAGCCUCGGUCCCCAGGCGGUAGGACAGUCGCCGCCAGCCCCUCCCCGGGCAGCACCCGAAGCGGACGCCCUGACCCCGCGGCCCUAUCGCCCCGCAGCGUCCCCAAGUGGUUGGCGGAGUGUCUGUCGGGACAGGAGGUGGUGAUGGCUGUGCCUGGGUCUGUCCAGAGUCCGUCCCGCCUCCGGCCUGACCCGGCAGGGUAGGAAGCCGGGCGGGGCUCUCAGGCACGUGGGUCCCCGCCGCGGCGACUGGACGCUGGCGCUGGCAACCGGGAGUCGCGGCCGGGGCACUGCGGGCUGACGAGCGCCCUGCGAGGUGAGAGCGGGCCGCCUGCAGGGCCCGGAGACGAGGAGACGGCGGCGGGCGGGCCCGGAUACGCGGCCGGUGGCGGCUCAGCCGGCACCGGGCAGGCAGAGCGGAGCGCGCGGGGCUGGCCGAGGAGGCGCGGUUCCCAGCCGGUGUGAGCGCUCCGGCAGGUCCGUGGUAGAGCUGGGUCUCCACUGGAGCUUCGAUCUUGGGGAAUGUGGACGGAUACCCGCACGGAUACCCGGGUGAACGUGCACGGAUACCCGGACCAAGAUUGGAGCAGAAGAGGCAGCCCGGGGAAGGCUCAGCCUGGCUGACUUCCGGUGACCCAGAGCCCAAGCUGUCUCCACCUCCCUGUCUCAGGAGCCCAGGCACUGCCUGCCCUGAGAAAUGCUGGAAGCUGGGCGAGGCCCCAAGCCAGGGGACCUGUUUUUCCUGUUUCCCACAGAGUUCCCUGCAGCUCGGUCCAGGGGUCCAGGCGGGUGCAUUCAUGAGUGAGGAAUCUGAGCCUGCGCUGAGCAUCCUGACAGUGAGAGCAGGGGCUGGUCAGAUGAGGGAACAAAGGCAGUCUGUGUCCAGAGGCCGGGUUCUUCUUAAUCACCGGAGUUUGCUGCGCUGAUGGACAGAGCUGUAAUUUGAACAGGGCGAUGGCCACAGGCCCGGGCCUCUGGAAUGGCACCAUCAAUGGCACCUGGGAUGGGGAUGAGCUGGGCUACAAGUGCCGCUUCAAUGAGAACUUCAAGUACGUGCUACUGCCUGUGUCCUACGGCGUGGUGUGCAUGCUCGCGCUGUGUCUGAACGCCGUGGCUCUCUACAUCUUCCUGUGCCGCCUCAAGACCUGGAACGCCUCCACCACAUACAUGUUCCACUUGGCCAUGUCGGACGCGCUGUACGCGGCCUCCCUGCCCCUGCUGGUCUAUUACUACGCCCGCGGUGACCACUGGCCCUUCAGCACAGUGCUCUGCAAGCUGGUGCGCUUCCUCUUCUACACCAACCUUUACUGCAGCAUCCUCUUCCUCACGUGCAUCAGCGUGCACCGAUGCCUGGGUGUCCUGCGUCCACUGCGCUCGCUGCGCUGGGGCCAGGCCCGCUACGCCCGCAGGGUGGCCGUCGCCGUGUGGGUGCUGGUGCUGGCCUGCCAGGCACCCGUGCUUUACUUCGUCACCACCAGUGCACGUGGUGGCCGCAUUACCUGCCACGACACCUCGGCACCCGAGCUCUUCAGCCACUUCGUGGCCUACAGCUCCAUCAUGCUGAGCCUGCUCUUCGCGGUGCCCUUCGCCAUCAUCCUGGUCUGUUACGUGCUCAUGGCUCGGCGGCUGCUAAAGCCGACCCACGGGACCUCGGGAGGCCUGCCGCGGGCCAAGCGCAAGUCGGUGCGCACCAUUGCCGUGGUGCUAGCUGUCUUCGCCCUCUGCUUCCUGCCUUUCCACGUCACCCGCACCCUCUACUACUCCUUCCGCUCGCUGGACCUCAGCUGCCACACCCUCAACGCCAUCAACAUGGCUUACAAGAUCACCCGGCCGCUGGCCAGCGCCAACAGUUGCCUUGACCCCGUGCUCUACUUCCUGGCUGGGCAGAGGCUCGUGCGCUUUGCUCGGGACGCCAAGCCACCCACAGACCCCACCCCUACCACCCAGCUUCGCCGCAGGCUGGGCCUGCAUAGGUUCAACAGAACUGACACUAAGAGGACAGAAGACUCGGCCAGCAGUGAGGACUCUAGACAGAUAGAGUCCACACCGCCUGGUAGUGAAAACACUAAGGACAUCCGGCUGUAGGACCGGAACCCCUUGGGCCUGUGCCAGUUUGUAUCGGGUGGGACUGUAGACUUGUCCAAAUGGGACAGUCUCCCCAGAUAUGGGCCAUCAGUGAAUCAGGCCGGAUGGUCAAGGGGGCCGUGACCCCAGUGCUCUGUCAUUUGACAGGGGCGCAGUUUGUUCUCUGUGGUCCAGAGAGCUCAGCAGUCCCCACAUCCUGAGUCACCAUUUGUAUGUGAGAUGUGGGGAGUAAGGUUUUAAGAAAGGCAAGUGUUUGGGGCCAGCACUGCCCCUGGCCUGAAUCCCACAUAAAUACCUGGCUGUGCCUGCCAAGGUACCUAGGCUGGGCUCCAGACUAAUCAAGUCAAGUGGAGAAACAGGCCCAGAGAGGAAAGUGACUUAACCAAGGUCACACAGCCAAGCCUGUGCCUGAGCUGCCUGGGAGGGACAGGGUCGCAGGUUGACCAGAGGACGCUGGUAAGGAGUCAGGGCCGAGCCAGAGGUUCCCACGAUGAGUCGGAGUGGUCUGAGUGCCACUGUGGGCUCAGCUCUGAGGGGGACGCCCAGCCCAAAGGAUGAACGUCUGGGAACUGAUGUCAUAAACCCAUCUGGAGGCUGGGAGCCAGUUUGAGGCUGGGACUUGUACUAAAGGUGUUGUUACCUGCUGAGCCGGACCCCGUUGUGUAGUUGGAGGUUGGGGAUACAGCCUGGGGAGCUCUCACCAUCCACACUAGGGUCCUUUCUCCAACCUGUUCUCUUCUGCCUCCCCAGUAGCUGCCUCAGUGGUGGUCUCGUACGAGGAAUAUAAAUGUACUCUCCAGACCCCAGGUCAUCCUCCACUUUAAAGUUAACUGGCUUUUAUGCCUGGUUUUGCUGGGUACAGAGGGGAGUCAGGUGGGGUCCCAGUCCUCAGGAUCCCCCAGUUUAGGAUUUAAUGGCGAUGACCAGUCAUGCGCUGGUAAAAGUUCAACCAUUUAGCUGACUCUCGGUGGGGGGUGCGGGGGUGAGGGGAACCCCUUAUUUGCAGCAUUGCCAGUUUCUGUGGUACAAAUACUCCUGCCACAGCCAGUUUCAGACUACCAAUGUGAUACCAGCCUCCUUGCAAAAUUCCUGAAAAAUUAACAGAGGGCUCUUGAGAGCAGGUACAAGUUUCUCUAGCACACCACUGGAUAAUGCUGAGUGGUUGGGGCAGUGGACCAGGGCAUCAGGGAAGGCUUCCUGGAGUGGGUGGACUUCUGAGAAAAGCACUUCAUCAGAGAAGAACAUCCAGGUGCAGGUGCGUUCUAGGCAAAGACAUGGGGGCAGGAGAGCAGGGCCUGCAGGAACUGGAAGCUGGCUGGGCAGUUGGUACCCAGGUUCAAGGCAGGAAUGGGGAGGGUGGGCGGGUCACAAGGAGGCCAAGUCAGGGCUCCCUCCUUGCCCUGACAAUGAGGUUUCUUUUGCACUGGGGAUAAGCGUGGGAGAGAUUCACUCUUCCUGUCCAGUCCUCUGCCUCUUGGGAAAAUCCAGCUACCUGGCAUAAUGGUUGGUGCUCAGGCUGGGUCAGAGCUUAGUGUGGGGGAGAUGAGUGUCACCUGGGACAGGUUCUGGGUCUAGCCAGGACCACUCUGGAGAUGUGUGGAGUUCAUCUGGACAGGGCCCAGCCCUAGCCUUUGGGCAGGAAUAGGGCAAAACUGACAGACCUCACUUUGAACCUCAAGGAUAAGGACUCUCUCUCUCUCUCUCUCUCUCUCUCUCCCUCUCCCUCUCCCUGUGGGAGAGCCCUUGCCCGAUGGGCCCACUCUGCCUGAGAGAUGGUUCUUCUCUCCCCACCCCACCUACACCUACCUCCUAUGACUUCUCCACCCUUCCCACUCUGCCUCUUCAAAACGGCACCCCCCAGAGGUUGCUCACAUGGGCUCCCCCAUGUGACAGGGACCUGUCGUAAGCCAUGACCCAAAUGAUGCCUCUGCACUGUGCAAUGUGGGUGACUUGCCCAGAGUAGUGUGAAAUGCUCACCUCCCACAUUCUAGGUUCUAUACUCCUGUUAAUGUAGCCUGGGUCCUUAUGAGCAUUUUUGUGAUGACCUCUUACAGUCUGCCCUUGAACAUUUCUUGCAGGCCUGAGCCUAUCUCUUUCUUACCAGCUGCUGCUCAGGCUGAACCCAAUCCCGGUUUAUAAGGUGCCUCUACCCAGGUGAGAUACUCUACUGGCCAGGAGUGUUAAUGCUGAGCUCUGACCCCCUCAGCCCUGCUCAGACUCAGAGACAGGGAGUUAUACAUUGUGACUUUGGGGGCUCUCGAGUGUCUAUCUGUGGUUGGGGAUGGGGCUGUGUCCACCACAGGCCCAAGUUCCCCUAUAGUCCCCAUUCCUUUCAUGUCCUGCCCAGUUACCCCUCCAGCAGCUGUCCUGGAGACCCCAAGAACUGAGAGCCCCACAGCACAUAGAGACCACACUAUGGCCUAGUGCCAGGAUGCCUUCCUUAAAGCAACUGCCUACAGAUUUCUAAGGACACAGGAGCUAGGGGACAGGAGGGCCUGACUCACCAUCUAAUCCUGUGGCAGGCACUGGUGGGGGUGGGGAAUGAAGACCCUAAGGGAACCAGGGACAGGCCCAGGGCCCCUCCUGCGGACCCUCGUCAAACCGUCUGGCUCUUCGGUGUGGACAUCUGGCCUUGUUCUCAGUGCCCAGGCCCCCCGCCUGGUGGGUGAGGUUCUUUACUCUGUUGCCGUAUACUAUUUUCAGCCCAAGUAAGAACAGGAUUUUCCACUCCCAGCCCCAGACCAUUGUCCAGCAGUGACGUGGAGGGACCUGCCUGCUCUCAAAAUAUCUCCUCUUACUCUCUGGGCCUUGCUGCCCUUUCCCCACCUCCUCGCCCUGACAUCACUUCCUGGGGCUGUUGACUCCUGAAGGACGCUGUGAAAUGUCACAGCCCCUGACAGGGACCCCAGGGAUUAUCCAGCCCAGCUGCAGACUCAAGGCCAGAGAGGGGCAGGGCCUUGUCCAAGGUCACUCAGCAGGUCAGCGUGGCGCCUCGUCGUGCGCCAGGGGCUCGGGCUGCCCCUGCAGCUCUGCUCCAUUUAGUGCAGGUCAGUGCCUUUGUGGGAAUCCUGCCAUCACCCCCACCACCCCAGCUCUUCCCACCUCUGAUGGAGCUGGGGAGCUGAGGCCAGGGACCUGGGGCGGAGGGGGGCGGGGAGAGCAGCUGGGAGGAGUAAAUGCCUGCUGACUGGCCUACAGCAGCUCUUCUCAGUGAGCUCCGUGCAACGGGGGCAGGGGCCCUGGCACAUAGGGGUCUCUGCCCCGGGUGGCAUUUGUCCCAGGAGGGACACUCUUACCCUCCAAAGGCUAGGAAAGGCCCUGGCCAACAUGCCCUCCAGACACAGUUACUCCUAUCUUGGUCCAAGUCAGGCCACCAAAGCUACCCCUCUGCCACCACCCUUGUCAAGGCAGAUUUGGGCUGAUCUGUUUAGAGCCAGGCCCCUGAGGAAGGGAGCUAAGGUACUGACCCAUGUCCCGGGCACCAGGCAGCGCCCUGUCACAUCCAUUAUUAUUUAUUCUUUACCACCACCGUGUGAAAUAGACAUUAUUACCCCCAUUUAGCAGAUGAGAGGACAGGCUCUGAGAGGUGAGGACUUGCUCCAGGUUAUACAGGCAGUAAACGGGUGAGUCAAGAUUGAGUUCAGGUCCAUCUGAUGCCCAGAUUAGUUCCCUUUCCAGUAUCGCAUGCCACUUGCAACCCCUGCGGGGCAGGAGAGUUUGUAAGCGACCCUUUGUGUGAUUCAAGAUGAGAGAGGCAGUCUAGUGAGGAUGGAGUUAAGAGCACCCGUUCUCUGCCCAGACCACCUGCGUUUGAGGGUUGUCUGCACUUCUUCCAGCUGUGGCACCUUGGGCAAAUCAAUCUUGCAGCACCUCCAUUUUCUCAUUUCUAGAAGGAGAUACUACCUCCCACGUAGGGCAUUGGGAGGCUUACCUGAACGAAUACACAUGAAGCACUUAGAACAGGACCUGGCACAUGAUAAGCGUUUACACACCAGGCACUGUGCCAAGGGGAUACAGAGGCGAGCCAGCUGGACCCUGCCCUCAGGGAGUUGACAUAACUUAAUAAGUAACCACAUUGGGAUAAGUGAGUUGAGGGAAAGGACAGUGUGUCCGGCCAGCAAGCAAUAGAGUGUCCCCUGUGGGUGAGGCUUCCCCAGGGUGUGCGGGGAAAGAGCAGGUCCAUCCUGGGGUGAGGUGUGGGACUACCCUCUGCCCUGCUUGGCACUGGGUGGCACUCAGGCUCAUGAGCUUGUGUGUGUUUACAGAACCUUGUCCAGGCGAUGGGCUGUGGAAGGGCAGUAAGGAGAAGUGAUGGCAGGAGGAGGAAGAUGAGGAUGCCUCUGAUCUUCCAGAGCCCUCCCCUAUGGGCUUGAGGGCUCCCACCCACCCAUGGCAGCAGGCUUAGCCAUUUCUCCCAGACUGGUGGUGCCCACCACAGUGUGCUGCAGCCUCUCCUUGGUUUAUCCAAGAGUCAGAGACCCAGGGCUGGAGGACUGGCCUGGAGCUGGGCCAGAGCAGGCAAUGGAUGGGCAGUUUUUGCUGUGUGACCUGAGGCCAACUGCUUGCCCUCUCUGUGUCACUCUAUAGAACCUGAAGACCUUGCUUCCCACAUUCCAGUUCUCCCUACCUUAGGGCAGCAGCCACCCAGAUUUUUCAUCAAAGACACAACUAACAGCUACUCCCCCAGGCACUCCCAAGACCCCAUGAGCCCUCAGUUCUGAGGACUAGAGUGGGGCAGUGGGUCUCCCCUAGUAUCAAGUGACCAGAAAGGUGAAGUGACUCCACUGGCACCACACAUUGCCUUGGAGUGGAGCCAGUUGAAUGUCUGAUGCUUCUGCCUCCUGUGGGGUGGAGGCUGGAACUUGGCCAGGAGUCACUGGGCUGCAGGAUGAAGGAUGCAUUUACCUUCCCCAGGGGUAUGUGCUUGAGGUGUGGGGUGAAGGGUGGGGGAAAUGAGCUCCAGAAGCCAAACUCAUCCUCCUCUGUCCUGAUGCACCAUGUGACAUGGUGAAUUUUUUCUUUCUGGGCCUCAGUUUCCAAUUUCCCCAUGUGCAGCGGGCCCUGGCUCUGCCCGGCCACUCCAGCCUCCUCAGUAGGGCUCGCCUCUCUCUUGGCUCCAGCUCAGCCAGGUGUCCAGUCUCAGCCCUGUCCCAGCCAGGAACAAUGGGCCAGACCGAGCCAGCCCCCAGGGGCUCACCUGAGACUAUUUUCAGCCCUUGGAGAUGAAGUCAGAAAAGGAUUUUCCACUCCCAGCACAAUGGCUGCCCUGCACCAUUGUCCAGCAGGCAUCCGCCUGCCCCAAAGUAUUGCCCCUGCUUCUACCCUCUGGGCCUCCCUGCCCUACUCCUCACUUCCCAAACUUGACAUCACUUCCUGGACCUGUUACUCCUAAAAGCCACUGUGAAACAGCAUGUGAGCCCCCUGGGAGACGUGACCAACUGGAAUCAGUUUUCCCUCUUGGCAGGGACCCCAGGGAUUAUUUGGCUGCAUUGAGAGACGGGAGACCAGAGAGGCCUGUGCCUCACCCAGGGUCAUGCAGCGGUCAGCAUAGAGACGAACUGUGAGGCCAGGGCUCUCUGGCUUCUUCCGUUUCCUCCAUCAGCACUGGUCUGUACCUCCUGGGAGUGACAGCUCAUCUUGGAAGGCCUGGGGUGGACAUCCUGGGGAGAAGCCUGAGUGAUGUGGGUGAGAGGGGGUGUACCUUGGGUUCUGACCUUGGAGCUCCCGAUUCAGUCCUGUUUGUACCAACUGUGACUUUAGUGUGUGCUGAACUCAGAGUCACCAAGUAGCAGCUUCAGGGAAAGGAGGAGGUGUGGGGACACAGGGAAGCUGAGGCAGGAAGAUCAGGGUUCUGGCCCAGUUUAGCCACCACUAGCCCUGUGAUUGCAAACUCAGUUUCUUCAUCUGUAAAAUGGAACUGAUAGUACCUCCUUUUCCAGUUUACUGAACAGUGAGCAUGCAGUAAGGCACAAAUGUGCAACUGUUUUAUUUUUCUCCCAUCGACUCUCUCUGCUUGAUGACGUCUAAUGUCCCUUUUCCAUCCACAACUGCAUAUUUGGUAAACUCCACAACUUUGAGUCACUUUUGGAUAACAACUGAAGUUCAGUCCAGUUUAAAAUUCCAAUCGCCUACUUAAUUUACUGCUCCCUCCUCCUCUUCCCCUGUGCUGGGAGGACCCUGCUCCCUCUCCUUUGCGUGCCCCUCUCCUCUGGAUGUGGGGCAAGGUGAGGAGGAAAGGGACCAGUGGAUCAUCCCCAGAACUGCCACAGCCCCCUCUUGCUGUCCUUGCUUCUCUGAUCCUGACAACCUGUCAUUAGUGCCCCUCUGCAUGGAAUCCCCCAAACACCAGACCACACUUUUGUAAAAGUCUCUUCAUUAAACAAUCCCAAAGUCA